Messenger RNA from Solea solea (common sole), 1853 nucleotides. It is a transcript of the gene ube3d, whose product is annotated as ubiquitin protein ligase E3D. Gene Ontology annotation, biological process: proteasome-mediated ubiquitin-dependent protein catabolic process; protein autoubiquitination; protein monoubiquitination. Gene Ontology annotation, molecular function: ubiquitin protein ligase activity; cyclin binding; ubiquitin conjugating enzyme binding. NCBI's taxonomy places the organism in Eukaryota, Metazoa, Chordata, Actinopteri, Pleuronectiformes, Soleidae. The record is from RefSeq and is a predicted model, not a curated record. The coding region runs from base 197 to 1402 and encodes 401 amino acids. The transcript has 10 exons. Gene Ontology annotation, cellular component: cytosol; nucleus; ubiquitin ligase complex.
ACCGGUUUAGUAUCGUCACGCUGCUGCAGACAUGAUGUACCAACAUUUGAAUGCAUAAACCUCUUUAGUCAAGAGAUACAUUCACCCUUGUGUCCUUUUUCCUGAGAGUGACACAAUCCGAACACACCCAGUUAAAGUGAGGUUUGAUUAUUGGAUUGCAUUUUCACAGAUUAUCGUUAAUAUUUACGCUGACUGAAUGGCAGACCUGGAGGAAACAAGCACAACACAUGUGCUGGAAGUGUUUUUAGAGCUGAGAAAAAGGCUGCAGAGUGGACUCCUCAUUGUCGGGAAAGCUGUAGCCAGGCGUCCUGCUGAUGUGGUUGUCACAGGUGGAGAUUCGUCCCUCUGCAUCCAGACUCUGCGCGGUGAGCUGAGCCUGGCUUUGCCAGCAGGAGUCGCCUUGGAGCAGGGCUCCUGCAUUCCGACACCAGCGGGAGAAUCGCGUGAUAAGGAGCUGCAUUACAGACUGCGCAUCACUGUUGCACGGAGCCCAGACGAAGAGGCUCCUGUCACCGUGAUGGAGGCACUCCGGGCAAAUGAGACUUAUUGCUUCCACUGCCAAAGCUGCAUGACCAGGCUGCUGGAGGACAGAGUGUUUAAGCGCGUGCUCCCUCUCCCUAAUGGCAACUGGAACGCCAUUGUGGACGACUGGUGUUGCCACCCGGAUCCGUUCGCUAAGAAGUUGCUGCCCAGAGCCGAGGAUUGUUUAGUGGGCGACACCUUCCUCCUCCUUCACAGAGACGACAGCUGUGAUCAGACUCUCACAGACGAAGUGGGGCCUGUUGGUGUCGAGGACAGUCACGAUCCAAAGAAACCCUGCCGCCGACUGGCCCUUGUCUACUGUAAGAGCUGUUCUUCAGUUCUGGGAGAGGCCAUUGCACCAGGGAUGCUGAAGCUGUACUUCACACAGGUGGUAGUGGAGACCGCAGUGGGAGACAGGAAGGCAGACACAGACUCACUUGACAGAUCCCUGUUCGUGGAGAGGACAAUAGCAGCCAGGCUGUUGGAGCUGUCCAACUCACUGAGCACCUUCCACUUCGCCGUCCAGACGCCUGAUGAGAAGAACUUCUUACUGCUCUGGCUGCUGAACAGUGACUCCAUCAUAGCGUCGGUCCCAGAGACGCGUGUCGAGGUUGUGAAGUCUGUCGGCUCCACUGCUCUUCACAGUCCAUCGCCCAGAGCUGUCGGAGCCCUGAAAGUCCUCUAUGUUGUCUGCUCCAACCCGGGCCCCCAGCAGAGCGACAUUAUGUCUAGUUGGGAGGUCAAUGUCAUCGGACAUCCUGUGGUGCUCCCCCUGAAGGUGUGUGAGGAGCUGCUGCAAGUGAUAGAUGACAGCAAUUCUGCGCUCCCCGGGUCGAUGCGUCACAUGAGGUCCUAUGAGGUGGCGUACCUGAGACUCUGAGGUCAGUGGUCAGAAUCCCGGAGGUCGUGAGCUGUCACUCAUUGAGAUUUGAAAGUGUUUGUUUAUCCUGCGCAGGGAAUGGAGAACACAGACACGACGACGAUAAAGCAGGCAUGAAAUUGUUUGUCAUGCUUGUCUGCGUUUUGGAUCUUGGUUGCUUGUGUCAACAUGUUUGAUCGUUCAUAAUCACCGUCACGCAGAAUCAUGUUGACACAGGUUGUCGUUGAGCUCCUUAAUGUUAACACACUUCCAGCGAAAGCAAAAGUGGAAGAGGAUGACGACAUCAAAAUACUGUAGUUCUCCGUAGAACAGAGAGUCGCAUAUUUCUCUGUUUAUACUUUUUAAUCGUACAAUAUUGUUUAAUAAACUGUAAAUGUACUGUGUAGGUUCAUCCAUUUCUAAGCUCUGUUUUGUAUCACUGACGGACUAAACUGUUGUAUUUUUGAAAGUA